Molecule: messenger RNA, 770 nt
Organism: Camelina sativa (false flax)
Lineage: Eukaryota; Viridiplantae; Streptophyta; Magnoliopsida; Brassicales; Brassicaceae
Source: RefSeq, a predicted model, not a curated record
UGUUUUGACCAAAACCCUUGAGAUCUAAUUUUUGCUCUGUUUCUCAAACGAUGGCGGCUUCGUCUUCAUCCGACGUCUCCUCUGAUUCUUCAGACUCUCAUCGCCGCCGUAGAGAUCGCCGUCGUCACCGUAGAAACGACCGUGACAGAGACUCGCUCAAGGUACGGAAGAAGAGUCGAUCCACCUCUAAAAAACGUCGUAGACGCCACAACUCCUCCGAUUCAUCUGAUUCCUCUUACUCCGACUCCUCCAGAGAUGAGAGCUCAGAUAGUGAGCACGAGAGGUCACGAAGGCACAAGAAGCAUGAAAAGCCAAAGAAGGCUAAGGAUAAGGAGCGAAGUAAGAGUUAUCGUCAUAAAAGGCAUAAGAAUAGAGAUAGAAAGAAAGGGGAAGGAGAAGGAAGCAGCGGUCCUGUUAAACUAUCAAAGUUUUUGAGCCGUGACAAAGACGAUGGUGAGCGUAGGAGUGCCGUCUCAGGGAAAAAGAUUCUUCUGAAGGUCGACAAGUCCAAAGAGGACAAAGCUGCAGAGAGCAAAAGAAAUGAACUGCUUAAGUUCUUGAACGCAAGUUUCGACUAGUUUUUUUUGGCUUUUGUCUCUAUGGCAAAAUCUGAACUACAACAAGAAUGUAAGAUGUUUUUUUUAUAUCAGAUUCUAGUUUGCAUACCUGUCUGGUGAUUCAGAUUCUUGUUUUGUUUAUCGGGAGAACUAAAAUCUGUCAUGUAUUUGAGUUAUUGUUAUAAGCCUUUUGAACUUGUGUCUUGAUUUCUA